This is a messenger RNA of Macadamia integrifolia, 429 nucleotides long. RefSeq names its product S-protein homolog 29-like. NCBI's taxonomy places the organism in Eukaryota, Viridiplantae, Streptophyta, Magnoliopsida, Proteales, Proteaceae. The record is from RefSeq and is a predicted model, not a curated record. The transcript has a single exon. Bases 1 to 429 code for a protein of 142 amino acids.
AUGGGCGGUUUUACUGGUAUCAUACCUGUUUUGAUCAUUCUUGCUGUGAUGAUGAAGUACUCAUCAUCUUCAGUUUCUGGGUGCUUCACGACUACUCAUAAGCACGUAAGAGUGAAGAACAUGUUGGCUCCAGGAAAGAGAUUGCACUUGCAGUGUCAAUCAAAGGAAGAUGAUUUCGGAGAGAAGGCACUUUAUUACAACGAGGAAUUCACAUGGGACUUCUGUGAUACUAUUUUUACUGACACUCUCUACAGUUGUGAUUUUUGGUAUAACAGGAAUGGUGUAUUUGUAGCUACUCAUGCAGACGUUUAUUUUGCAGCAAGAGAUACUUGUAGGGACUGCAUGGCUAUCGUAAAAUUUGAUGGGGUUCAUGUUGUAGACAAAUUAAAACCCGAGGACGACAAAGUGAUUGCACAUUGGCCUAAGUAA